Molecule: messenger RNA, 1965 nt
Organism: Eptesicus fuscus (big brown bat)
Lineage: Eukaryota; Metazoa; Chordata; Mammalia; Chiroptera; Vespertilionidae
Gene: TOMM40
Product: translocase of outer mitochondrial membrane 40
Exons: 10
Coding region: 85-1158 (357 amino acids)
Biological process (GO): protein import into mitochondrial matrix
Cellular component (GO): mitochondrial outer membrane translocase complex; mitochondrial outer membrane
Molecular function (GO): transmembrane protein transporter activity
Source: RefSeq, a predicted model, not a curated record
GGCGGCGGCAGUGGGUUCGGUUGCGCGUGGCGCACGGGGUGGGAGCGGAGCCCAGGCCGGGAACAGGCGCUGCCGCCAGCGACCAUGGGGAACGUGUUGGCCGCUAGCUCGCCGCCCGCAGGGCCACCGCCGCCGCCCGCGCCCUCCCUCGUGGGUCUGCCGCCGCCUCCACCCUCUCCUCCGGGCUUCACGCUGCCUCCGCUCGGAGGCGGCCUGGGUGCUGGGGCCGGCGCGGGUCGAGGUUCAGAACGGACCCCCGGGACGCCUGCAGGGACCGCGGACGAUGGGGCCUGCGGCUGCCUUCCCAACCCCGGCACGUUCGAGGAGUGCCACCGGAAGUGCAAGGAGCUGUUUCCUAUUCAGAUGGAAGGUGUCAAGCUCACAGUCAACAAAGGGUUGAGUAACCAUUUCCAGGUGAACCACACAGUAGCCCUCAGCACAAUCGGGGAGUCCAACUACCAUUUCGGGGUAACGUACGUGGGGACAAAGCAGCUGAGUCCCACAGAGGCAUUCCCCGUGUUGGUGGGCGACAUGGACAAUAGUGGCAGCCUCAAUGCUCAGGUCAUUCACCAGCUGGGCCCCGGCCUCAGGUCCAAGAUGGCCAUCCAGACCCAGCAGUCCAAGUUUGUGAACUGGCAGGUGGAUGGGGAGUACCGGGGUUCUGACUUCACAGCAGCCGUCACCCUCGGGAACCCAGACGUCCUGGUGGGUUCAGGAAUCCUCGUGGCCCACUACCUCCAGAGCAUCACGCCGUGUCUGGCACUGGGCGGAGAGCUGGUCUACCACCGGCGGCCUGGGGAGGAGGGUACUGUCAUGUCUCUAGCUGGGAAAUACACGUUGAACAACUGGUUGGCGACAGUAACGUUGGGCCAGGCGGGCAUGCACGCAACAUACUACCACAAAGCCAGUGACCAGCUGCAGGUAGGCGUGGAGUUUGAGGCCAGCACAAGGAUGCAAGACACGAGUGUCUCCUUCGGGUACCAGCUGGACUUGCCCAAGGCCAACCUCCUCUUCAAAGGCUCCGUGGACAGCAACUGGAUCGUGGGUGCCACGCUGGAGAAGAAGCUGCCGCCCCUGCCCCUGACGCUGGCCCUCGGGGCCUUCCUGAAUCACCGAAAGAACAAGUUCCAGUGUGGCUUUGGCCUCACCAUCGGCUGAGCCCCUCCUGGCUCCUGCCUCCCACUCCCUCCCUCCUCGAGAUUCCCCCUGCUCCUCCCCCGACAGAGGGGAGACCUACGCGCCCCUCCCUCUCCCUUCCCUCCCUCCUUGGUGGUCAGGGGGGCAGCGGAAAGGAGGGGGCCAUCACCCCAGCAGCUGAGGGGGGAAUUCUAGAACCACGGGCGCUUCAGGAUUCGGAGCACCGGGGGCUGUGUGCCCAGUGGACCUGGGCCCCAAAAGGGGUUCUGGAAUGAGGGGCAUGCCAGAUUCUGAGCACCAGGGGCAGAGGCUGCCAGACAACCUCAGGGAGGUGUUGGGGCAUCACCACCACCACCCCCAAAGAUCUUGGGGCCCCGCCCCGAGGGGGCAGCAAGAAGAGGAGCUUCCCCGUCCCAGGUCUGCCCCCCACCCACUUUCCCAUCCACUCCUCGGUAUAAAUCAUGUUUAUAAGUUAUGGAAGAACUGGGACAUUUUACAGAAAAAGAAAAACAAACAAAAAAUAUACAUGAGAAAAAAAAACAAAAUGAGAGGCCUGGUUUUCCUACCUCUUGGCCCUCUGUUCAUUCCAUCCGGCCUGAUCUUCCUUCGGUGGCCACAUGGGGGUGCCACAGGGCUGGGGUAUGGAAAGGUGAUCCAGAAAGGGAGUCAGUCCUGGCUAACGGGAGCCCAACUUAGGGAAGGGCCUGGCCCAGGAUCACAGCCUCCCUGGGAGGGUGUAGUCUUGUGGUCGCUGGCUCCCGCUUGGCCUGGCCAGAGGCUGCGGGGGACUUUGUGCCUUCGGAGGUGAAGCAACAGGAAUGGUACUGU